Molecule: messenger RNA, 510 nt
Organism: Thermochaetoides thermophila DSM 1495
Lineage: Eukaryota; Fungi; Ascomycota; Sordariomycetes; Sordariales; Chaetomiaceae
Exons: 2
Coding region: 1-510 (169 amino acids)
Biological process (GO): RNA polymerase II preinitiation complex assembly; transcription by RNA polymerase II
Cellular component (GO): transcription factor TFIID complex
Molecular function (GO): protein heterodimerization activity
Source: RefSeq, a predicted model, not a curated record
AUGGAGCCUAGAGCGCGCGCCGGCAAAAAUGUCGGCAAGAUGAACUUUACUUACAACGAGUUAGCCCAACUCCUCUAUUCCCACGGUGACGUAUCGCGUCCUCUACCGGAGACCGUCCGCGUGCUCGACGAAAUAGUCACGGAGUUCAUCCAGGGCGUGGCCUUUGAAGCGACGCGCGCGGCCCAGCACGCGGGUCGACAAAAAGUCAAGUUCGAGGACUUCGAGUUUGCGAUGCGGCGCAACCCGUACUAUAUGGGCAAGAUCCAGGAGGUAUUUGAGAAGAAGCGGGAGAUUGAGGCGGCGCGGAAAUUGUUGGACGAGAAGGAUUUAAUUAAGGAGGCUGAAAAGGAGGAGAAGGAACGGGGGAAACGGGGGAGAAAGGCGAAGAGCGCCGUGGGAGGAGCCGGGGGGGCGGGAGGGACGGCGGAGGAGGGGGAAGAGGUGUUGGGGGAACAAGAUGAUGAUGUGCAGGCGGAGGAGGAUGUGGGGAGUACGGUUAGGAAGAGAUAG